AUGUUCUCCAGGCAGCGGCGGCAGAAGGUGUGCUGGCACGGCAGCACCUUAGCCGUGGUGUCCAGGCGCUCCAGGCACACCGAACACUCCAGCAGAUCCAGCAGUGACGAGGAGUCGUCCAUGUCGGCGGAGAGGUCAGGAAGCCCUGGACAGACAUCAAUGAGGCUCCAAAAGAGGAGCGGGGAUGACAGAAAAAGAGAGAGAAAGAGAGAAGAGGAUGGAGAAGGAAGAAGACGAUGAAAAGAGGGCAAAGAAAGUGGGGAAAAAACAGAAAGUGACCAAGUAAAAGAAAAACAAAAAAGACAUGAAAGACGAAGGCAGAGACAGAUAGACGGACACCGAGAUGAAGAGAGGAGCCUGGAGACGCACCGACAAGCAGCGGCGCAGAGGCUGGGGCACAAUUUGACUUUGCGGAGUAAAAACUCUUAGACAGCGAGUCAGUCCCUCGGCGAUGCUCACCCGGCUCCACGCUCGAGAUUGAUCACCAAUUACCGGGACUGAUCAUCGGGCAGCUUAGCCGGUAGCGCAGAGGAGAAACCAAACCAGUGCGCCCCGCUCCUGAGCUCCAGCUCUCCCAGGAAGAACACACAAAAAUGUCAGAAAGGAGGGAGAAGAAGUCGAUCUUUCUGUCCUCGUUAUUAGUGUGUUGUGUGUUUGCUAGUGCAGAAUAUAACAUCUGUGGACAGAAUGAGUUCUUCAACCAGACCAGUAACAGCUGCCAGGCCUGCCCUCAGUGCCAGCCAGGACAUGAGCCAUAUAUGACCUGCGGUCAUGGUGUGAAGGAUGAAGGCUUUACCUGCGUGCUGUGCCCAAAGGGAAAAUACUCCGGAGGGAAAUAUGAGAUCUGCAAACGUCACACAGACUGUCAUGCCCUUUACAGUGCCACUGUUCACAUACCAGGAACUCCCGAACGCGACGCAGAGUGUGGACCCUGUUUACCCGGGUAUUACAGGUUGGGGAACAGAUCAGAAAAACCUUACUGGAUGGUUUGCCAUUCCUGCCAAAACGCACCACGCAACACCAAAGAAUGCAUGCAAACCAACAAACCGAAAGAAAAAACAAUAGUUCACAGUGGUAGCACAACUGUGUUCCCUUCUGUAAUUAAAGAUUCCCCCGGACAGGGUCACCUGGCAACAGCUCUCAUUAUCGCCAUGUCGACCAUUUUCAUCAUGGCCAUCGCCAUUGUUCUCAUCAUCAUGUUUUACAUCCUGAAGGCCAAACCGAAUGGCCAGGCAUGCUGCUCCGGACAGGUUGUGAAAGCAGUGGAGGCUCAGACCAACAAACAGGAAGACAAGAAAGACGUCCCUGACAAUGUGGUGAUAUACUCGGAGAAAGACGAGUUCGACAAACUGAAAGCUCCUCCUCAGAAGACGGUGAAAAGUGAAAACGAUGCAUCUUCAGAAAAUGAGCAGCUGUUGAGCCGCAGCAUCGACAGCGACGAAGAGGCAGGAACAGAAAAGCAGGGAUCGGCAGAGACCACUAACCUCGACCCUAACCUGUGCCUGGUCAACUUAGGCAACAAACCCGACCUCUGCCUGCUCUCCCUGGGGCUCUUGGACCGUGGCCGCGUAUGCAAUGGCACCCCAGGCAUUGCAGCCAGUCAGACUAACAUCCCGAGUCCCAACCACAUGAACAAUGUCAACCGCAUCGCCAGCAGCAACCACAUCAGCAGUGUGAAUGGGAUCAACAACAACAAUAAAACCCCAGGGAUGCUACAGAAUCGAAGGAGAAAGAUUCUAGAUCUGUAUGCCAGAGCCUGCAACGCGACUGAGGGCCUCAGCCCCACAGAGCUUCCCUUCGACUGCCUGGAGAAGGCCAGCCGCAUGCUGAGCUCCUCCUACAGCAGCGACGCCGCCGUGGUGAAGACGUGGAGGCACCUGGCUGAGAGUUUUGGACUGAAACGCGAUGAGAUCGGAGGCAUGAGCGACGGCCUGCAGCUCUUCGAGAGGGUUAGCACGGCGGGCUACAGCAUCCCCGACCUCCUGACUCGCCUGGUGCAGAUCGAAAGGCUGGAUGCCGUGGAGUCGCUCUGUGCAGAUGUGCUGGGCAGUAGCGAGGGGGCAGCAGUGGCUGGACGGCAGGGAAUUGGCAGUUUUCACAGCCAGUUAGUGUGUCCUUCCCCCUGCCCAUCUCCAUCCCAUCGCUGCGCCAGUGUUUAAAUAACAAGUGAAGCAAAAACAUAAGAGACUUAGAGACUUGAUUGCCUUACAGUACACAUGUAUGUACGGACAUUUACUGCUCUGACAAGGAGGAAAGCACAUUUAAAUACACACGUUACCCCAUUAGAUGAAGAAUGUCGAUGGACUUUACUGUCCACAAUCCUUUUUUUUCUUUUAUGUAUAAAAGCUAAGAGUUUGAAAUACACUUUCUGUCUUUCAAAGUGUUUGAAAGAGAGAGCAAAAUCAAAGGCCUCAAAUUCACAUUAACCUCAAGUUUGCCAUUUCAAAUAAUUUCUCUUUUGCAAGAAUAUAAGAAUCAGAAUUAGUUCCCAUUUUGAUAGAUUCUUGACUUUCACAAAUGCAACACUUUAGUAAAAAAUCAUGUGGAAAGCCUGUGCGCUGGAUGCACAGUUCUUUUUUUUGUUCCAUCUUUUUUUUCCUAAACAUUUUUUUAAGAAAUCACCAGGAAAAGAUGAAAUGGCAUGCUAAUGGAAAGUCACUGGAAAGUGGCAGACUGAGGAUGCCUUCCUACUGGCUUACUCACUUAAGUUUCUCACCAAAGCCUUGCCGCAGUGACAUAACCAGACGUUUGUGUCCAUAUAAAGAAAGUGAUCUGGUGUGACCGCAGCAUGAGCGAACAUUCAUAACUCAGUCAUGUCUUAAAACAGGAAAAACGGCUGAUUAGAGCAGUCAUUGUGUCCGACUGGAAAACAUCCUUCAGCUCAGCUCGGCUUACAUUUGGUAAACCUGCUUGUGAACUUUCGCCAUUUGAGGACGCCCCGGUGUCUCUCCAUAAACCGUGAAGUCACCAGCAAACACACAACAGUGUGCUAGAGUGGAUUGUGAUAUUUUUAUUCUCGAGGAUCAGUUUUGGGUUGACUCUGCACUCUUGUUUACUUUAAAACACCGACCGGAUUUAUUCAUUGAUUAACAUAUGUGUGGUAAAUGUGGAAAGACUGAUCACAAGCAGAUGUUGUGUAUGGAAAAGUUCAACCAAGCACCUCACAAAAAAAAAAAAAAACCCGAAAAC
This is a messenger RNA of Oreochromis aureus, 3189 nucleotides long. RefSeq names its product ectodysplasin A receptor (gene edar). The record is from RefSeq and is a predicted model, not a curated record. The transcript has 14 exons. Bases 594 to 2159 code for a protein of 521 amino acids. NCBI's taxonomy places the organism in Eukaryota, Metazoa, Chordata, Actinopteri, Cichliformes, Cichlidae. Gene Ontology annotation, molecular function: signaling receptor activity. Gene Ontology annotation, biological process: positive regulation of canonical NF-kappaB signal transduction; positive regulation of JNK cascade. Gene Ontology annotation, cellular component: plasma membrane.